Messenger RNA from Symbiodinium sp. CCMP2456, 786 nucleotides. Lineage: Eukaryota; Dinophyceae; Suessiales; Symbiodiniaceae. The record is from the annotation of a GenBank genome assembly.
AUGUCGAAGCACGCGACCUUGGUGUUCUCUCGUCACGGUGAGUCGGAGUGGAACGUGGCGAACAUCUUCACAGGAUGGGUGGAUGUGGAUCUGUCCGAGAAGGGCUUGGGUGAGGCCAAGGGCGCAGGUGAACUUCUGAAGGCCGAAGGCUUGCAGAUUGACGUGGCCUUCACGUCCUACCUGAAGCGCGCCAUCAAGACGUGCAACUUGGCCCUGGAGGGAGCGGAUCAGCUGUACGUCCCUGUGAACAAGUCCUGGCGUCUGAACGAGCGCAUGUACGGUGGCCUGACGGGCUUGGACAAGAAGGAGACCGUCGUCAAGCAUGGUGCGGAGCAGGUUCAGGUUUGGCGACGUAGUUUCGACAUCCCACCACCAGCCCUCGAGAAGGACAGCAAGUACCACCCGUGCCACGAGGCCAAGUACGCGGCACUGGAUCCCAAGGAUCUUCCAGACACAGAGUGUCUGAAGGACACGAUUGCUCGUGUGAUGCCUUACUGGGAGUCCACCAUUGCCCCUGAGCUGAAGGCUGGCAAGACUGUGUUCGUGGCUGCCCAUGGCAACUCCAUCCGGGCCAUCGUGAAGAUGAUCGAGGGCAUCUCGGACGAUGUCAUUCCGGGCCUUGAGAUUCCCACCGGGACGCCCCUGGUCUACGAACUCGAUGCGGAUCUCAAGCCCAUCGCAACCUCCAUGGCCGUGGAACCCCUCAAGUUCGGCCGCUAUCUUGGUGAUGCCGAGAAGAUCAAGGCCGCCGCCGAGGCCGUCAAGAACCAGACCAAGGUCGGAUGA